UUGCCUCGAAGACUGUGAGAGGAAAAGGCGAACUGCGAGUGAUAUUAGUUGGUGAAAACGAUUGAAAAAUCAAUCGAAGAGACCCUAUAUCGUCGCAAAAGUGUCCUAUCCGUGCGUGAAAUGGUGUGUUUGAUGCGCCCAGUAUGCGGAUGUGCGUGAAAAAGGUGGAAAACUGAGACGCGUGAGGUGGGAAGUGUUGUGUUAUGCGGCAGCUGCUUCUGGAACCUUUUCACGAGCGACGCCGCCAUAGCAGAAAGCACCUUCUCGACUGUGAAAGCCUCUCCCACUCGGCCGGAGGUGAUGCGACUCACCAGAUGAUCUGUGGACACUUUUAGAGAGACUUUGUGAGAACUGAGAGUUUGUGUGUUGUGAAGAGCCCAAGGGAAGCCACAGCUUGGGCAUCAUGCAGCAAGGAUCUGAUCCCAUUGCCGACUCCAACAAUUUCACGUCUGGCCCCGCGAAGAUGGAGGCGGUGAAGGAGUCGCAGACGCGAGGUGAGCCUCACGUGGAGCCAGUGAAUGGCGUCGUGCAGCCGCCGGUUGUGCCGCCGCCAGAUCGGCCGGGGCGCAAGACGAAUCAGCUGCAAUUCCUCCUCAAGACGGUGAUCACGGCGGUGUGGAAGCACCGGCACUCGUGGCCAUUCCUGCAGCCCGUGGACGCCAAGAAUCUCAAUCUUCCCGACUAUCACAAGAUCAUCAAGCAGCCGAUGGACUUGGGCACAAUUAAGAAGCGCCUGGAGAAUAACUACUACCAAUCGUCGAAGGAGUGCAUUCAGGACUUCAAUAUCAUGUUUUCGAAUUGCUAUGUGUACAAUCAGCCCGACGAGGAUGUCGUGCUGAUGGCGCAGAUCCUCGAGAAGCUCUUUCUGAACAAGGUCCAGCGGAUGCCGAAGGAGGAGAUUGAGAUUGAGUCGUCGAGCAAGAAGAGCGGCAAGAAGAAGGCGCGCCCUAUUGGGCCGCCGGGGACGCUGAUUGGUCCGGCACGGGGGCGUCCCAAUGCGACGCCCUCCACGACGCCUACGGCAAUGAUGGGCAGCACUGUGACGUCCACGGGUGGCGUGCCGCCAAACUCAACGGCGCCCGCCGUGGCCGGGCUGCCGUUGGUGCCGCCAAUGGGGAUUCCCGGCAGCACGAACACCACAACGACUGCUACAGCAGCGGCACCGGGCGUCGGCACGGCCCUGAGCUCUGCACUCCCUCUGCCCGCCACCGGUGGCCAACAGGCGCCGUCAUCCAUGAUAAGCACGUCAACGGCGCCGGCGGCCGGCGGGCAGCAACCCGCGGCAGCGGCCCAACCGCCGCCGCCCUAUCACGUGAAUCUAAACAGUUCGCAGCAGACACUGCUGGACUCGGUGAUGCCGCCACAGCCGGUGAAAGUGAAAAAGGGCGUGAAGAGGAAGGCGGACACCACCACACCCACCACGGCGACCACCUUUGACUCGCACUACACGCCCGGCAGUGGAAAUGACUCCAAGAAGAUCGCCACGAGACGAGGGAGCGGCCGUCAAUCGACGCCGUACCCCAAAUCUCCGAUGACGUCCACUGCGGGCGCGUCCGCUGGUGUCGGAUCAGCCGGUGGUGGGGCGCCGAAGAACAAGGAGAAGCUGUCUGAGCCGCUGAAGGCGUGCAAUGAGAUACUGAAGGAGCUGUUCAGCGAGAAGCACAUCAGGUAUGCGUGGCCAUUCUACAAGCCUGUGGACGCCGACCUGCUGGGUCUGUACGAUUAUCAUGACAUCAUCAAGAAGCCAAUGGAUUUGGGCACGGUGAAGCUCAAGAUGGACAACAGGGAGUACAAGACGGCGCAGGAAUUCGCGGCGGACGUGAGGCUGAUCUUCACCAAUUGUUACAAAUACAACCCCAAGGAUCACGAUGUCGUGGUGAUGGGCAGGAAGCUGCAGGAUGUGUUCGAGAUGCGCUACGCCAAUAUACCCGAUGAGCCCGUAACGAAUGUGGGCGCCAGCGGCGCGGGGCCGGUGUACGGCGGCGCUGGCGGCAAGGAGAGCUCCUCCAGUAGCGGCGAGUCGAGUGACACAGACAUGGAGUCCAACUCGGAUGAGGAGCGCAGCGCCCGGCUGAAGGUGCUGCAGUCGAAGCUGGUGGAUCUGCAAGAGGAGAUGCGAAAACUCGUGGAGGAGUCCACGAACAAGAAGAAGGCCAAGAAGAAACUCAAGGAGAAGAAGAAGGUCACACCAGUGGGACCGGGAGCACCGACUGCGACAGCAGGUCACUCGAGUGUAGGGAAACAAAUUAGUCAAACUGCUGGUCCAAAUGCCCACUCGAUGGCGAUGCAGGUGCCGCUGAGUGCGAACGCCAAGGGGGCGAAGGUGAAGGGCCAGAGGGCGCCCAAGUCCGCCACCGUCGUCAAUUCGGCGCAAUCAACGAAGAAGGUGAAGGCGGCCAGUGGCAGUGGCGGCGGUGGAGUUCGUGGGCCGGGCAAGAAGAAGCAGAUAGCGACGCACAAUUUUGACUCGGAGGAAGAGGACACGGCCAAACCAAUGUCGUAUGACGAGAAAAGACAGCUAUCGCUGGACAUUAACAAAUUACCUGGAGACAAACUCGGAAGAGUUGUACAUAUAAUACAAAGCAGAGAGCCAUCCUUACGUGACUCCAAUCCGGAUGAGAUUGAGAUUGACUUUGAGACCCUGAAGCCGUCAACGUUGCGCGAAUUGGAGAAUUACGUGGCGUCGUGUCUUCGCAAAAAAACUCGUAAGCCUUACUAUAAGAAGAUGUCGGGAAAAUCAAAAGACGAGCAAAUGGCAGAGAAAAAACAGGAGUUGGAAAAGCGACUUCAGGAUGUCACUGGACAAUUAGGGACGUCCAAGAAAGCAACGAAAAAAGAUGACGCGUCGAAAGUCGAUGUUGUCCCGUCGGGACGACUGUCGUCGAGCAGUAGUUCCACCGACUCGUCGUCGUCAAGUUCGAGUGACACAAGUAGUAGUGAUUCCAGCGAUAGUGAAGCAGGCACGGGAAAGUCAUCGACAUCGAAAAAGCGCGUGAAAAAGGACGAUCUUCAGUCGAAUAAUAAUGUCUCGAUGCCGCAGAACACGAUGGCCUCCAGCCUGCCAGUCACCACGCAGAGUCACUUCAACGGCAUUAUCCAGACACCGCUCCUUCCGGCACCACAGCAAACCUCCCAGGCACCGGUGUCGGUGGCGCCGCCGGUGAGCCUGGUGAACACCAACGGCAGCAUGAAGCACCCGAUGGUGAGCAUGAGCAGCGCCGCUCCGCCGACCAUCUCGCAGGCCAGCAGCGCGGUGAAGCAGGAGCUGAGCGCGCCGCCGCCCAUACAGACGGCGCCCAUGAACAUGAUGCAGCAGCCGAUGCGCGGCCCCGCGCCGCUACCCGCGCCACCAAUGGAGCACCAGAUGCCCAAGGCGGCGGCUGUCCAGAUGAGUGCCAUGGCCGGCGCAGCGAUGGGCAACGGCAUGAGGCAACCAGCGGCACAUCACGGCGCUAUGUCGGGCGGCUAUGUGGAUCCGCUGGAGCAGAGUCUGGCCAGUCUGGAGCAGAACCUCAAGUCGGAGAUGGCCAACCACCAUCCGCUGGACUUGAUUGGCGACUUGAGUGCACAGAGUAUCAUUCCAAAGAGCGAGGCUGCGGCGCCGCCACAACCGCCCGCCGCCCUCGCGCACCAACAAUCGCUUCUGCAGCAGCUCAGCAUUGAGGCGAUGCACCAUCAGCUGCAGCAGAGCAUGGCUCACGCGACGUCCGGGCCGAAUGGCUUCGUGAUGGACCACGCGACAGCGUCUCUCAACGGCAUGGGCGUGCUGCAAUUCCAGCCGCCGCCCGUGCCGCAGGGGCCGCCGUCCGGAGGCCACGUGGCGAAUCCCAUGGUAUCGAUCUUCGAUCCGGCAAUGUCUGGCCAACUCCUCAACCGCGGAGGAGCAGGUACAGCGAGUCAGCCGUCAACGCCGCAAACGCCGCAGCAGUCGCAGAUGCAGCAACAGCUGCCGCAAACGCCCACGAGUGCUCCUGUGAAGCGCGAGGAGAAGUUCCUGCUCACGCCGAAGCCCAUUGAAGAUCUGCUCAUGGCGCCGGUGCACGACAAAGUGAAGGCGGCGACGAGUGAGGCGAAAGGUAACUUUGCACAGGCCCUUAAACCGUCACACGAACAGAAUCUGAAAAAUGCCAGCUCGUGGUCAUCGCUGGCAUCGGCGGGAUCGCCGCAGAGUGUCGCGACGCCGCAGGCGAAGCCAAAGCCGUCAAUGGACAGUUUUCAGCAGUUCAGGAACAAGGCGAAGGAGAAGAUGGACAGGCAGAAGUUCCUGGAGCAGCAGGAGCUGAAGAGGAGUCAGAAGGAGGCGGCUGAGAAAGAGCUGAAGCGACAGCAAGAGCAGCAGCAGAAGCAGAAGAGCCAGGACGAGCAUGACGCGCCGAGCAGAAAAACCGGGGCGGAACCUCUGCCGGCACGCGUGGAUGAGAUCAAGGAGUCACCACAGCGGAGUGGAUCGCCAGGAAUGGGCGCCAGUGCGGCUAAUCAGGACAGAGGCGCCGCCAGGAGGGCCGAAUUGAGGAGAUUGGAGCAGGAGAGACGACGAAAAGAGGCGUUGGCCGGCCAGAUUGACAUGAACAUGCAGAGCGAUCUGAUGGCGGCCUUCGAGGAGUCACUGUAAGGCUGGCAAAUGCUCCGGGCAGAACCACCGAAGGAAGACGCACUCCAAGGAGUGACGAAGACAACGCCAAUGCGAAAAAUUACACACUUACCGUGUAGAGUAUUAUCAUUUUAGCUGCAGAAUUUUAUUGUGCAGACGCUUCAUCACCGCCAGUCGUUUGUUGAGGGAAGUGAAAGGGUGUGGCUUUCUUUAUUUUAUUUUCACGGGGGAGAAAAUUUUCUGAUGAAUUAUUUAAUAACAGAAACAAAGAGAUGAAGAGAGAGAGAGAGACAGGGAGUAUGUGGAAAUAUGUUGUGAUAUCUCUCCCGCCCAUUUCCAUCCUUUUUCAUUCACUAAUAUUGUUUUUAAUUUAUUUGCAAAGGCAAGAAGCAAGAAAUGUGCAGUGAAAGAGAGACUUUGAUUUUUCUUUUAUGAAGGCAAAAGAACGCGGCGGGAUUUGGGUGUUCUUAAGGCUCUUGGUGGGCCUGUAAAUUGGACGGAGAAUACAUUUUUAAUAUAUGAUAGAUUACUUCUUAAGUGUGUACAUAGAAGUGGAGAACAUUCAGGAGUCAUCUGGUUUUUUUUUUAAUAGGAACUCUCCCUAACUUUGAAUAAACUCUCAAGCGAUAAUUGCGCACUUGGGUGGCGAAAAUGAAGCUUGAGGAUAGAUUUGAAGGGAGGAAGAGGAUGAUGAGGAAAUACCACUAAAAUAACUAUUAAACAUAUUUUAAAUAGCCGUUUAGAAUUAUUGAGAAAACACUUGAGCGUAGAUUUCAUGGUUAAAGCGAGAGAAAGAGAGAGAGAGAGAGAAAUAAUUGCGAUAUAGAUUGGUGGUUUUUGAUUCGCAAAAAUAUGUAGACCGUAACGAUUUUGUAUUCUAAUUUAAAAUGAUGAGAAGGUAGUUGAAAAAGGAAUAGAAAGUGGGAAUAAGAGAAGGAAGAACGAUAUAUAUAUAUAUAUAUAUACAUAAUAUAUAUAUAUAUAUAAAUAUUUAAAAGUGGAUAAAAAUAAUUAAUUAGUGAAGAUGAAACUUAUUAUUAACAAUCUAUUAAAUAUUGUAUGUAAAAAUAGGGAUUAACAACCAAGAAAAACAUGUGUAAUAAUUAUUAAAAGAAAGAAACGGGAGAGUUUUACUUUGAUUGAAGAAAAGUAUAAAACUACAAAACAAUAGAUAUUUAGUGGGGAAGAAUUUUGGAGGAGAGAAAGAAUAUUAUAGAAUUACUUGUAAGUAGAUUUGAAAGGAGUUAGAAAAUUACACAAUCACUACAUUUAUUCUUCUAAAUUGAAAACGAGGUGCAUUGAUUGAAGAAAGGCAUUAUAAAAAAAAAUCAGCAAAAUCAUGGGAAAAAACAAUAAUUAUUUCAUUCUUUUAUUUGUUUAUUUGUAUAUUCAAUUUCUUGUCGUCCUUCUGGGUAAUUCUGGACUCAUUAUUGACAUGAAGCAGAACAUUUUUUAAGAAUAAACCACUAUUCGAUUGAUAAGGAGCGUUGAGAGAAAUUCAGUAAACUACACAACUUAAUCAUGAAUUAGAUAUUAAGUCACUGCGAGCAGAAAGCGCAUGCAUGAGUGUGGCUAAGAAUCCUAUUCGUAUCACUUUUACGUAAUAAAUCAACUUUGAUUAGUGCGAAAACAUGAAUCGACUAGAAGGAGAAGAAAAAAAUACACAGAGAUUGAGACAAAGUCACGCAGGAUGAUAAAAAAAGUCCAAUGAGAGAUGAACAAAA
This is a messenger RNA of Phlebotomus argentipes, 6315 nucleotides long. RefSeq names its product homeotic protein female sterile-like. The transcript has 13 exons. The record is from RefSeq and is a predicted model, not a curated record. NCBI's taxonomy places the organism in Eukaryota, Metazoa, Arthropoda, Insecta, Diptera, Psychodidae. Gene Ontology annotation, cellular component: chromatin; nucleus. Bases 404 to 4612 code for a protein of 1402 amino acids. Gene Ontology annotation, biological process: regulation of DNA-templated transcription; chromatin remodeling.